Molecule: messenger RNA, 2139 nt
Organism: Cladophialophora immunda
Lineage: Eukaryota; Fungi; Ascomycota; Eurotiomycetes; Chaetothyriales; Herpotrichiellaceae
Exons: 2
Coding region: 1-2139 (712 amino acids)
Source: RefSeq, a predicted model, not a curated record
AUGUUGGCGAGGGCCUCCGUCAGGCUGAUCAUCGGUAGAGCGGGGAAUACGGCGUCCAUUCACGACAACUACGACAUUCGCUGUUGGCAGGCCCAGAAACCCGAUUCUCCGCUUCUUCUCGAAGGAUCCUCACUCAAUGGCGGACGUAUAACCUGUGUAGCGCUAGACCGUGGCAUCGCCUAUAUGGGGACCUCCGGAGGUGAAAUUCUGACUCUGAAGUGGGAGCGAGCUAUCACCCAGAUGCAGUCUACGGCGGCGCAAGAUUCAGUGUGGGGGCCCAGGUUAUCCCUCUGUCGAGGGAACGAGAUCGCCUACGUGGAUAUCGUAGAUGACUACCUGAUCGCGGGCAGUGGAGAGACCCUCUUCACCGUCAAGCCAUCAUUUCAGAAUGAGACUUCGGGGAGGGAGGUAGCGCGGGUCACCCUCCCACUCUUUCCUCGAGAGGCAUCCAUCCAGAUUGUUCGCGUCGUCGAGCGUCACUGCCGCCGGUGGCUUCUGGUGGUCGCACACGAUCCGAGACAACAGAAGCUCUAUAUCAUGAUCAGUCCUUGGGAAGAGGGAGACACACUAAACCGUUACUGGAACCAUCCCUUCUCCGGAUUUUCGUUCUCGGACGACGAUGAGAAAAGAUCCGAUUUGUGUAAACGUCGUUGUAACUCACUGAGCGACGUGAUUAGCGUACGGAUGGUCACGUAUCGCGGCACGAUUUUGUUUCUAAGGAGUUGGGACCAUCCUCCAGCUUACGUGCACUGGGUCUACGACGUAUUUACAGGGCGGGCGGCGGCGGUACCACCGGCCGACGUUAGCCGACAUCAAAUAUUGCCGGUUCUAGCCAGCUGCGCUGGCGACUCAAUAUACGUGAGCGCUGCCUACGAUGGCGACGAGAUACUGGGCAAUGCUCCGUCCACCGAAGACGCCUUCGACGACCACGGUCAAUGCGUUCGAGUCUUCUCCGUUAAGGGUUGCGGUUACUCCCUUUCGGGAAGCUUCGCGGUCACUCUCGUAACUGGUGAGGAAGCGGCAUCACGCCAGCUCGAGCGUAUCUGCCGUUCCCUGUUCCAAGAGACAUCCCGGCAACAGCUAGAGAAGCUAGUUGGCGACGUAUGUCCCAUCCUAGCAAUGGCCGACGAAAUCUUGCUUCUGAUCCUAAAGCAAGUCACAGAGAUGUCGGGGACUCUAAGUGCCCGUAGGUUCGGCGAGGGUCCUUACGAAUCGCGCGCAGCUCUCCGCCUCACCUGUCGGCGUUUCUGGAACUUGAUUUCACCGCGUGCGUCCUUCAAUGUCCAUAUGCGCGACAUACGCUCCCACUUUCUUGGGAAGUUCGAAAAGAUGGGAAAUCUUCCACCUAUUUACGCUCUCGAACUUAGCGAAGACUCUGAUGAUGAGCGAUAUAUUGAGGGUGUUGACAAAUUAGUUCUCGCAUUGGCUCAAUCACCGGAACUCAGCUCCUUGAGUCUACGGCGGGGAGGGAAAACCUUUCUAGCCAAAGCCCAGAGCGAGACACUGCGGCGGAUACGAAGCGCCGACCUCGUGGAUAUUCCGCCCAACCUGGUGCACACGAUGAGCAAUCUACGUUAUCUCUGCUGGAGCGGUGACACUCAAACGACCUUACCUGAGCUAUCACAGCUAGAGCAGCUCAGACUGAUGAUCAGCCGGCCGCGCUCAAUAUCCCGAGAGAUGCCAUGUAGCAUUCAGCUGGAGAGAUUCCCAAGUCUACUCUACGCCCAUGUCGAAUACAUCACUCAUUUUGACCCAGCAAAUGUUGACGAUGCCGAUGGGCUCUGGAACGACCCAACCUAUCUCCUGAAAGGCUCCGCUUCGAGGCUUCGGACCCUCUAUAUUGUUAAUGCCUAUAUCCGCAUGGGGGGCUUCUUCUACAGAUUCGCUGAGCAACCUCUAGAGGAGCUCUAUAUAGGCUUUAGCCGAGGUCUUUUAGGCUGUCUCGAACCUUGUCAGGGCUUUCUAAAGCUCAAAUAUCUCGGCAUUAUAGAAGAUGAAAACAUGCCGCUGUAUCGAUUCUUUCGAUUUCCCAGCACGGCACAAACUUCAGUGCUAUGGGAGAGUCAAAUCUCAAGAGGAAAAUCGAGGGAGACGGCUGGAGAUACCUUACGGCGUGUGUUUCCCUCUCUUUGCCAGUAA